GAAAAUGUGCUAUAAAAAUAAUAUUAUCUUACUAUAAGCAGCUGUUUUCUCUUUUAUGUUUAAGUUUUGUGGAGUCCUUUAGAAAUACAUUCCUCAUCACACAACUUGGUUUUCAUUCCCAGAUUGUCUCAGGGGACCAUAUAGCAUUUUUUUUUUAAAGUUCUCCACAAAUGGGAGCAAAUGAGCAGAAGCUGUGAUUUCGGCAUAUUGCGUCAGCGUCCACCACGUUGCUUUUUGUCAUCUUGUGUUGUUGUUCAAGCCUAUUGAGCAUGUGCUUCUGCAAAUGUUUAAAGUGACCCUCUUUGCACGGCGGUGUCGGUCCUCCUGUCCUGUCCUCUCCUCUCCUCUGCGGUCUGUCCGUCUCUCUGACAAGGAGACGAGGAGGAGGAGGGAGAGAAAGAGGGACGGAGUGGGAGGAAGAGGGGGGACGGCUUUGCUGUGAUGUGAAUGGAGAGCGAGAAGGGAGAGAAAGAGGGAAGGAGGGAGGGAGGGAGGCAGGGCAGCACAAAUCAACCUGCCUCUUCUUGACUUCAGCAAACAGCACAGAGAAGCAGGGAAGUGUGUGUGCGUGUGUGUGUGUGCGCCCUGCGAGCUAUUUCGCGAUUCUUCUUUCUUUCUUGUUUUUUUUUCUUUCCCGUUUUGGUUUAGAGGAAGGGAGGACAGCCCUGGGGAGGAACGAGCUGCCUCACCGUGGAGAUAGAUAGCAGAAAAAUGCUGUCAUGGGGAGAGAAGGGGAGCGAGUCGGCAGAGAGGAACAGGAUGGAACAAGGCAGGGUCGAGCAGGACUGAAAUGUGGAGGUGGUCUGUGGAUGACGGCUGCAGGCGCUGGGCAGUGCACACCAGGGGAUGCCAUGUUUGACCGCUUGACAAGGGCAGCAGCUCUCCGACACAGAGGGCAUAGAGACGGGCUCCAGUGAUGAUCCUCGCUUGUUUAACUCAAACUAAAUGCAUAUCUGCACACGUGGAUGGACCCGUCCAGCGACCAACAGUGCGGUUUCCCUUCCGACUUCAUCAUUCCCACUCAAGAACUCAUUGACAAAGUGCGGUGUCCCACAGAGGCCCUUAUGAGAGCCCAGAGGUCGAGAGAGUUCAUCCAUCUUAGGUGGUGUGAAUGAAAUAAUAAUAGUUGCUUUCACUUAGCUGGAUUUUCCAUUUUCAUACUCAGCAUCCCAGUUUCACACCAGCACCUCAGACACCUGGAUGAAGAGUUAAGCAGGGAGCUCCAGAGAGAAGAUUGUCAGAUUAGGUUUGAUUCCUCAGACACCAUGCAGUCAGACGACCUCUUCAUUCGCAAGUUCCGCCGCCAGAACAUGCGCCCGCCCCUCGCCACUGUCAAUUUUGACCACAAACGGGAAGCGGGAGUGGUGGAGUGGCCUCCCAGGAGGCCCGGCGACGGCGCCGAUGCAGACUGCAGCCUCACGCCGAGCCGCGUGGGGUUGACUCUGCGGUCGGUGGGGCGGGGCCACAUCAUGCAAAGAAGUAACAGCGAUGUAACCCUGGGAGACUUGGACUCCUCUGGGAAAACGUCAGGGAAAGUAAUCCGAGCAGCAGGUGAGAAAACGGGCACAGGGCCUCAGGGAGACUCAGGUGGGCAUCUGCACAGGGAGUACGGCAGCCUGUCGUCGCUGGAGAGACAAAGUCAAGGCCAGGAGCCGAGCAGGGAGAACCACGGGCCCCUGAGUCCAAACGCUCUCCGCUUUAAAGACCCUUUCCUGCUUUUAGGCCUGGAGGGCAACCUUCCAGAGCCGGAUGGAUUCUUCCGAGAUCUGACCAGGUCUGGUGGAGACUCCCCGAAACCCGCGAAACCACCCAAGCCUGAAGGUCUUAGUAAAAAGUCCAAACUUACGCCCCCUCAGAUCCCUCAGCCCGGCCCGUACGACCACCUGGGCGGCGGCGCGUGGGUGAGGAACUUUGCCCACUACGAUGUUCAGAGCAUCCUGUUUGACCUCACAGAGGUCGCCACAAACAGGGACAGCAUCGGUCGCAAGAAGAACAUCACCUCAGGGGCGUCGGCUGCCUCGCAGCUCCGCCCCCUCGCCCAGUCCACACCUGCCUCACCAGCACAGGGAGGCGGUGGCAGCGGAGGGAACGCCGACGACCAGGAGCAGUCGCUGCUGCUGGACGAAGGCGACGGCAACGAUAACGAGCUGCUGCUCAGCUGUCCGCACUUCCGUAACGAGACGGGAGGCGAGGAGCAGGUGGGCCUGGGGCGGUCGGCUGGCAGAAGGGAGCUCUGGUCGACCCUGCGGACCCCCAACGACGCCGUGUCUGUGCUGGAGGAGCCCAGGGAGAGCAACAUCCAGCUGCAGGGGAAGAGCAACUACUUCAUAGAGCACGCAGACCUGGGAGCGCAUUACUACCGCAAAUAUUUCUACCUGAAAGAACACCAGAACUUCUUUGGGAUUGAUGACCGCCUCGGCCCUGUGGCCAUCAGCUUCCGGCGGGAUGAGAAAGAAGGGUCCAGCGGAGCUCAGUACAAUUACAGAAUCAUCUUCCGCACCACAGAGAUGAAGACGCUUCGAGGCUCCAUCCUGGAGGAGUCCGUGCCGUCGGCCGCCCGUCACACGACCCCGAGGGGCCUGUCCCCCAAGAGGCUGCUGGAGUUCAUCAUGCCUGAGCUCAACCUGCACUGCCUCCGCCUGGCGUCCAACUCCCCGAAGGUCCGGGACACGCUGCUCAAGCUGGACGAGCAGGGGCUGAACUUUCAGAGGAAGGUCGGCGUGAUGUACUGCCGCGCCGGACAGAGCUCCGAGGAGGACAUGUACAACAACGAGAGCUCUGGGCCAGCGUUCGAGGAGUUCCUGGAUUUGCUUGGAGAGCGGGUGCGGCUGAAGGGCUGGGAGAAAUACCGAGCUCAGCUGGAUAACAAGACCGACUCCACUGGAACGCAUUCCCUCUACACGCGCUACCAGGACUACGAGAUCAUGUUUCACGUGUCGACCAUGCUGCCCUACACGGCCAACAACACGCAGCAGCUGCUGAGGAAGCGACACAUCGGAAACGACAUCGUGACGAUCGUGUUCCAGGAGCCAGGUGCUCUGCCCUUCACCCCGAAGUCCAUCCGCUCACAUUUCCAGCAUGUCUUCAUCAUCGUUCAGGCUCACGAGGCCGGCACCGACCACGCCUACUACAGAGUGGCUGUGACACGCUCCAAAGACAUCCCGUUAUUUGGGCCCCUGUUCCCCAGGGGCGCCCGGUUCCCUCGCUCGCCUGCCUUCAGAGACUUCCUCCUGGCGAAGGUGGUAAACGCCGAGAACGCCGCAGAGAAAUCGGAGAAGUUUCGCUCCAUGGCCACGCGCACUCGGCAGGAAUACCUGAAGGAUCUGGCGGAGAACUACGUGACCACGACCCCCAUCGACUCCUCCACCAAGUUCCCCCUCCUCUCUUUGGGGAGCAAGCGGAAAGACAAGAUGAAGGGCGCGAAAGGCGCUGAGCUGCACAGCGCCGGAGCGCUGGUGUGGGCGGUGAUGGUCAGCUGCAGAGACGACUCGGAGGCCGGUGAGCAGCAGAAGUUCCCCUGUCUGCUUGGAGUGUCGGCGGAGUCGGUGGUGCUCAUCGAGAGGGGCAGUCGCAGGGUGGUGUUCAACUGCUCCUGUCGAGACGUCAUCGGAUGGAAGGCGGUGACAGAAACGAAGGAUGGGGGGCCGUGUUUGGACAUCUUCUAUGAGCGCGGGGAGUCCGUAUCGAUCAGCAUGUUGGAGAGUCAGACAGAGGACAUAAAGGAAGUAGUGCAAAGGCUUGAGCUGGUGACGCGGGGCUGCGAGGCGCUGGAGGUCACCCCGCUGCGGGACGGAGUGGGGCAGCCUGGCUUCCUCAUGAACGAGGAGGGCUUCGUGACGGACCUGCAGAGGUUCUGCUACGCCGAGAGUGGAGGCCUGCAGCUGCGGGCUCGCGUGGUGAGGCUGUGCGGACAUUCCCUGGUCCACUUGAGCCCCGAGGAGAGGAGCAGGCUUCUCCGCACGGCACACAAGAUCCACAUCACCGUCAUCCCACCGGAUGAGAACGGCAAACCUCGCAGAAGUUUCUCUGAGCUCUAUCAGAAAGCCAUCAAGGAUGCGGAGUGCAAGUCCGGCGAGGACCAGUCGGGAGUGGCCUGGGUGGUGGAUGAGAGGGAAGACGAGAGGGAGGAGCAGAAGGUGGAGGAGGAGCAGCUGAAGGCGGACAGGGUCGACGAGGAGGAGGAGGAAGAAGAGGUCACCGAGGAUGAGCUGAAGAUGGACGGCGGCGGAGAACAAAACGAGGAGAGUCCCGGCCCGCUCCUGGCGCCGCCCACCUUACCUUUGUUGAGGGCUACGUCGCUGCAGGACCAGCCAGCCAAUCAGAGCGAAGAGAUCAGCAUCUCUCAGCUCAGCCGCAGCGUUUCUCUGGAGAAGCAGUUGUCCUACACAGACACCUGCGAUGGACACGUGUACGACAACGUGACGAUGAAGGAGAAACGCCACAUCUAUGAGAACGUCGGGGAGCUGAGGGACGCCACGCCUGACCUGAUCCUGGCCGUCAAGCCCAAAGUUCCCCCAGAAGACGAGCAGUUCCUGGCCACUGACUUUGGCGAGGACAAAGCUUCAGCGAGUGACUCGUCUGCGUUAUCUUCCCGGCUGUCGAGUGUAGACCGAGCAGAAAGAAACUCACGAGCCCUCAGUCUGCAUCACUCCAUCACCAAGAUUCUCUCUGAGACGACAGAUUCCACAGAUGAGGAGUGGCAGUCCAUUGCCGACCUGGCGACAGCCUGCCGCAGCAUCCUGGAGGCUUUGUCCAAAGAAGACCGUAAAGCCGGGGAUUCCUCUCAAGGUGGCGCUGAUCAGACAGACAGCAAACUCAAAGACUCAAAGGACAGUGACUCUCCGGGCCACCUGGAGGAGAAGGUGUCGCAGCUGGAGGCCAUGCUGAAGAAGCUGCAAGAUGACCUGCAAAAGGAGAAAGAGGACAAGGCGGUGCUGCAGGCCGAGGUGCAGAGCCUCAGGCAGAACAACCAGCGGCUGCAGGAGGAGUCGCAGAGCACAGUGGCCCGCCUCAUCAAAGUCACUGAGCUCCUGUGCAACGUCAACAAGCCCUGUUAGGUCCCCAUGAUGCAAAUCCCGCUGAGCGCCUCCGUGCCCAACAACGUUCUCUGAUCAUGUAUAGAUAGCUGCAAAAGUAAACACACAAGUGUGGUCCUGCCUGCUGGGGAGGAAGUAUGCAAAAGAAACAAACAAAAAAAAAGUGUAGAUUGACCUUCGCAGGCUGCUGUAGAGUGCUUCUCUUGGUGUGUGUGCGUGUGUGUGUGUGCCUAUUUUUCUUGCUUCAAAUACUUGACAAGCUCUCCUAAGUAGCACUUACAGAAGAGGUUUCAAUUAAGACAGACACUGUAUCGCAUGUUUUUGUGGUGUCUAAUGGAAAAAUGACCAAAAGUGUAUAAAACAUAGUAAGCAGUAUCAGCGGUAAUAUAUGUGAACGGUAGUAAAGCUACAUGUCGUUGCAGGUUCUGAGUGUGUUUUCUGCCUGGCACUGACAGGAAGGUUGGCCUGAAAUUAACACACACACACACAAAUGAAUAUUUAAAUUACUGCAGGCGGCCUUCUUCUUAGAAACAUGUAAUGAUGCUCACUGAGGGAGCUCUGUUAUGUAAGGACAUUAUCCUCUAUCUUCACUUCUUAGUCGUACUGUAUUUAGGCAAUUCUGCUUUAGGAAAGAAAACUGGAAAAUGAGGGGACUGAAAACAGAGAUUCAAGCUGCUUGUUUCUUCUGGGUUUUUUUGGAUUUGAAAAGAAAAUCGCCGUAAAGAGGAAAUUGAAAAGAUAAAAUUCAGACUCUGGCAGGAACAAACUGCUUCAGCUUCCUUUCCAUGACUGCCUGUAGCUGUUUAUCUUCUAACCUCACUAUUGUAGCAGCCAUAACAGUAGAAGAUCGCCUCCUGCUGGCCUGAACUGCAGCUCUUAUUUUUCAGCCUGCAAAAUAGCUUUAGGUGUGAGAAUGAGCAACCUGGACUGAUGGUGAAUAAUGCAGAAAACUGUACUUAAACACAUUUUGUUUGUGUUUAAUUGUUUUUGUUUUGUUUCCUGAUGUAACUAUUUGGGUAAUUGUUUACUUUAGCUGGAGAGUCGCAGCAGUGCUUUGAAAUUUUCUUAAUUAGAGAUGCACCAAAAAAGAUUCACCAAACGGUGAUCACAAUCAAAUAAGUUUGAUAUUUACCAAACUUGACUGGUGACCAGCCUGUUAUAACCUCAGAAAUGCAACAUUUUUAAAAUCAAUGAAUGCAGCUAAGGGCUAACAGAUCUCACUAACAUCACUCUUCAGUGUGGAAGUUGUCACUGACCCGAUGAUAAUCAAAGUUAGCUAUUUGUAGUAACAACGAGGCGAUUAAAAGUAGGUGGAGGAAUCACAGAGAUGUAGGAAGCUUGACAUCUGGUGCUUGCAUUUCACUCCAUUUGGUUGCUUCAAACUCAACUAUUUUGGGUACAAAAAUGAGCUGAGAGGUCAACUCAUAACAGGAAUGUUGUUUCAGUUUGAUAAAAUAUUAAACUGACAGAAGCUCAACAUCACACUGAAGUUUUAUUGUUUGUUUUAUUAUUUUGAGCUUUCAGCCUGUCUGUCAGGGAACAUGCUGGAUUUGGAAAUGUUGCCAGAAGAAAUUUCUGACUUCGAAUUAGAGUCUACACUUCCCAGCGCUGUGAUUCUCAAACUAAAACCCGCUGAUGCUGUGUUUAUUUCACCUCGUUAGUCAGAACUUGGAGCUAGGAAUGUAAUCAAACCACAAGCUUCAAGUUUAAAAAGCAGCUUGAUUUGCUUAUUGUAUCCAGGGUCACUACUUGUUGCAACGCAAUAAAAACAACGUAUUCAUAUAUAAUUUCACUUGAGGAGAUUGUGUUGCAGUUUUAACAAAAUCCAUGUCAUCAGAGGUGCAAAGAAAGUCAUUUUUAUUGCAGCUGUUGGUGAAUUUUAUAUGCAAUUAAGGCGACCAUUUUGUUUUCAGAGACCGGAGCUGUUGAGACACCCCACAGUUUCUGACUUGUAAUUCUAAUUUAAGGGCCUGUUUGUUAAUCUGUCCAGCUUGAAACUGAUUUUUCAACAUCUGUGCUCUGGAUAAGAAAGGAAAUAUGUUUUUGCUUUGUUUUUUGUUAUUUUCUAUGACUUAACACAUCAAACUAAAAGCGUACAAUUGCUGCUGCGCUGCUAUUUUAACACGUCAUUCUGUGUGAAAAACUUAGUAAUUGCUGUUUUUAUUCUAAAACAUUUGAGAAUCACUGCUAUAGGGAAUGCAUAGAGGCCACUGUUCACAUUUAUGUUCAAUACCAUAAAAGUAAGGACAUUUUGAAACAUCAAAAUAUUUCAAAAUGUCCUAAUUUAGUGGCAGACAGGAGACAGGCUCCCAGAAGAGACUGAUUUCAGUAAUGCUAAACUGAUCAAUCAAGUUUAUUUGUAUAUGUCAGCAAGAAGGUAGUUCAAAGUGCUUUACAUCAUAAAAACACAUAAAAAAUUCCACAUUUGAGAAACCAGUGACAGACAUUAUAUUGUAAAAUGAUCAAAACCAUCAAUACACAUUGGUUCAAUUCUGUUUCCGAAUUCUUUCAGAUAACUUUUUGCUCUCCUUUUCUUCAAAUAUAACUGAUUAAUCAAUCAGAGUGACUUUUCUCUGGUUGAUGUUGCUUGAUUUUAAAAUUUGACUUUAAAUCAUUGACUGUCACAGCGGUACGAAACACCCUUCUGUUGUUCAGAAGCCAUUUUGUACACAAAAAAGUCGACUUCAGAGCAACCAAUAUCCUGAAGGUAUGAAAUGCCGAACUGACUGGCAUUCCCCUUUCACAGCAGGAAAUCUAAAGGUAGCUAUUUUGAGUCAUUUUUCAUGUAUAUUCUCAUAUGACAGUUUUUAAAAGAGAAACUGGAAGUUGAUCACAGUUGUCCAGUCGGUGCAUCUCUAAUCUAAACGUACGCUUGUGUGCUUACGUCUCAUUCCUGCACCUUUGCUUUUGUCAGUGUAACACUGGACAUGUCACACACCAAACUCCAUUCGGCCUGCCUAAAAUUAUAACAUUAUAUCUUGCUCAACAUAAGAAGGUGCAUAAGAUCUCAACUCCACCCCCGACACUCACCUUCCCUCAUUAAUGUGUCUCCACUGCUGAUGGAGUCGUUGUGUUCAGAGGUGGACCGCCAACAAACAACCGAUAAACUGAACUCUCACAAACGCACCCGCAAAAAGCAAUGCCAAACAUCGCUCAAGACUGCUGUUUUUUUUUUUUUUUUCUUGUACAAACUUCCUGUCAUUUUCUUUUUGAGUCACUGUGAAUAACUGGUACCAGCAUAUGAGGAGUGAGUUGGGAAUCUAAACCUUUGUUCCACGUUGGUGCACUGAGCAUGCUCUCCUUUUUGCAGGACGAUUAGCGCUAAUCGGAGGCUUCGUUAUUUAAAAGGAGAGGUGGGGAAAGACCCGUUUUACUGUGUCUUGUAUAUUUAUUUAGAUUGUAGGAGACUGGUCGAGCAUGACAACGUGCCAAGCGACUUCCAAGCCUCCCCUGCUGUAUGUGUGUAUGUAUUAAAAAAUGUAACGUAUUAAUAAUGCAAAUGUGGAAUUUCUUGUAGCUGUUCAAACUGGAUUGAAGGUGUAAAAAAAAAAAGAGAAAAAAAAGAAAUGGGAACUAUGGUGGAGAAAAUGUGUUAUAAAUUUUGCUUUACUUUUCUAGACAACAAAUUGCUAUGAUGUAAAAUGAAGUGAUAAUUGCUGAAACAUAAUGUAGUUAUAAGUGAUAAUAUUAUUCUGGAAUUGAAUUAUUUAACUUGAAUAUGGUCAUCAGGUAUGCCUUAAUGAAUGGAUUCCCUCUUUCUUUAAUGGAACUGGUCUAACUGGUCAUACUGGCAUAAUGUGAAAGCUUACUCUUGACUUUGUGCCUACCUUUUUUUUUGUUGUUGCUUUAUCCUUUUUACAUUUGGUUGCACUUACUAAGUUUGUAUUAUUAUUAUAUUUUUUAAAUAAUUUAAAUAUGAUUUUUAUUUUUUUGGCAAGUGAACAUUUCCAGGCCCAUCAUAACAUCUGGUUUUUCAUUUAGUGUGAUGAAAAGUCAUCGGGUGCCACGUUUGCAGUUCAGAUUGUUUAAAAAAAAUAUAUAUAUAUAUAUAGAUUUUUUAAAAAGUACAUUUAAAAGCAAAUAGUGCUGAAAAUGAUGGUUGAGUGGAAAUGAAUGGGUUGUACUUCCUUAAAAGGUAUUUAAAUGUUCCUGUAUGAGCUGUCUGUGGAAAUAAAACAAUAAAAAUAAAUAAAACUAGGAGGAAAAAGUGAAAGAUUUGGGCAUCACAUGCACUUUCUUGACCUAAGUUGGAAGUGCAGCGGGUUAAACCUAGUUACAUGUAAAGUCUAUACAGAUGCUUGACAAAUACCCCCAAAGCAGAUUAUACUAAGACGUUUGUCGAGCUGACUUUGAGAUAUGAUGGAGCGAUUGUGGAGGAUGUUUGUCAUUUUUAGAUUAGUUGGGGGAAAAAAAAAAUCUAGCAGGUUUGGAGUUUAAAAAAAAAAGCCUCUAAUUACAGGUGGCUAGAUCUCCAGAACCUAAGAUGUACUGUAUCUGUAAUUUAAAUGAAUCUUUAGUUUUCAUCUGUUCACCCUGUGGCUCUGUUUACUUUUCAUGAAGCAGAGAAUAAUUAAAACACAAGUUUAAACAGCUAC
Molecule: messenger RNA, 9631 nt
Organism: Poeciliopsis prolifica (blackstripe livebearer)
Lineage: Eukaryota; Metazoa; Chordata; Actinopteri; Cyprinodontiformes; Poeciliidae
Product: signal-induced proliferation-associated 1-like protein 2
Exons: 16
Coding region: 1266-5057 (1263 amino acids)
Biological process (GO): epithelial cell morphogenesis; activation of GTPase activity; establishment of epithelial cell polarity
Cellular component (GO): plasma membrane; cytoplasm; Golgi apparatus
Molecular function (GO): GTPase activator activity
Source: RefSeq, a predicted model, not a curated record